Molecule: messenger RNA, 900 nt
Organism: Lolium rigidum
Lineage: Eukaryota; Viridiplantae; Streptophyta; Magnoliopsida; Poales; Poaceae
Product: putative wall-associated receptor kinase-like 16
Exons: 1
Coding region: 1-900 (299 amino acids)
Biological process (GO): protein phosphorylation; cell surface receptor signaling pathway
Cellular component (GO): plasma membrane
Molecular function (GO): ATP binding; protein serine/threonine kinase activity
Source: RefSeq, a predicted model, not a curated record
AUGGUGGCAGUCAAGGCAUCCAUCAAGGUAGAUGAAGCUACAAAGGAGGAAUUUGUUGAUGAAGUUGAGAUCCAGACACAGAUGAUCCACAAGAACAUCCUCAAGCUCGUUGGUUGCUGCCUAGAGGUGGACGUUCCAGUGUUGGUAUAUGAGUUCGCAGCAAAUGGGAGCCUCCAAGAUGUCCUGCACCGCAAAAGGAACCAAGUACUCCCCUUGGACUCACGUUUGGACAUUGCUAUUGGCUCUGCAGAAGGGUUAAAGUAUAUGCAUAGUUAUGCAACUCAUGCCAUGAGACAUGGUGAUGUCAAGCCAGACAACAUACUUUUGGAUGACAAGUUGACACCAAAAAUCGCAGAUUUUGGUUUGUCCAAACUACUGAAAGAAGAAUAUUACGCCAAGGUUGUGGUUGGGUGCAUGGGUUACAUAGACCCAAUAUUCAUGAAAACUGGGCUUUUGACACAAAAGAGUGAUGUUUACAGCUUUGGAGCAGUUUUGUUGGAGUUCAUUACAGGGAAGAGCAAUGUGUAUGAUGAGAAAUGUAGUCUCAUUAUUGAGUACCGCAAAGUUUAUGAAAAUGAAAAUAGUGGGAGGGCAAUGUUUGAUAGUGAAAUAGCAACUGAAGAAGAUAUAUCCGUCCUUGAAGAAAUGGGCAAGCUAGCAAUGGAUUGCCUAAAGGAAGACUUAGAUGAUCGGCCAGAUAUGACAGAGGUAGCCGAACAACUUGUGAUAAUUAGGAGAAACAAGAAGUUGGGAAAACCAAACAGUGGAAAUCCUGACAGCACUAGGGAUAUUACCAUAUAUAAUUCUCCUACCAACACGGAGGUCAGUGGAACUAGUAGCGUCAAUAUUUCAGCGAAGUCAACUCCCAGCAACAUGGACAUCCUUCCUAGUAUAACAUAA